GGCGACAAAUCGUGCCGCAAUUACAAGGACAUGAGGUCACACUCUGAAACAAAAAUUAAUCCGCCGUUGUAAGCAUACAGGCUACCGCAGAUAUCACAAGGGAGCCAUGAUUCCCAUGACAGAGUUUCGGCAAUUCUCUGAGCAACAGCCAGCGUUCCGCGUACUGAAGCCCUGGUGGGAUGUGUUCACUGACUACCUCUCUGUGGCCAUGCUCAUGAUUGGGGUGUUCGGAUGCACCUUACAGGUAAUGCAAGACAAAAUAAUCUGCCUUCCCAAAAGAAUGCCUAUGAUAAACCAAACAGGCCCCUUAAUAAACCAAACAGAGCUCAUGCUGGAGCCCACAUUUUCGCCUUCCAACUCUGUCCCACCUGAAAUGAAGGGGUUAAAGACCAAUCUGGACCUGCAGCAGUACAGUUUCAUAAACCAGAUGUGCUAUGAAAAAGCACUGCACUGGUAUGCCAAAUACUUUCCCUACUUAGUCCUCAUACACACCCUUGUCUUCAUGGUGUGCAGCAACUUCUGGUUCAAAUUCCCAGGCUCGAGCUCUAAAAUAGAACACUUCAUAUCUAUCUUGGGGAAGUGCUUUGAUUCACCUUGGACCACCAGGGCCCUGUCUGAGGUGUCAGGGGAAAACCCUGAAGAGAAGGACAAGAAGAAGAACAGCACCACCAGUAAGUCAAAUCUCAACCUGUCCACUACAGAAGGCAAUCUGGAAAAGACACAGUCCCUCAGGUCCAUCCCAGAAAAGAUUGUUAUUGACAAGCCAGCUGCAAGCGUCCUGGACAAGAAGGAAGGAGAACAAGCCAAGGCAUUGUUUGAAAAGGUAAAAAAAUUCCGACUUCAUGUGGAAGAGGGAGAUCUGCUGUACAUCAUGUACGUUCGCCAGACUGUACUCAAAGUGCUCAAGUUCCUCUUGAUCAUCGCCUAUAACAGUGCCCUGGUGCAAGAGGUGCAGAUCACUGUCAUGUGUGAUGUCGACAUUCAGGAUAUGACUGGCUACAAAAACUUCUCAUGCAAUCAUACAAUGGCUCACUUGUUUUCCAAGUUGUCCUAUUGUUACUUGUGCUUUGUGGGUGUUUAUGGACUAACCUGCCUGUACACUUCAUACUGGUUGUUCUACCGUUCUCUCAAAGAGUACUCAUUUGAGUAUGUGCGGCAGGAGACUGGGAUCGAUGACAUUCCAGAUGUAAAGAAUGACUUUGCAUUUAUGCUACAUAUGAUUGACCAAUAUGAUCCUCUGUACUCCAAGAGGUUUGCAGUGUUUUUGUCUGAAGUUAGUGAGAACAAACUGAAGCAGCUCAAUUUGAACCAUGAAUGGACUGCGGAGAAACUACGGCAGAGGCUACAGAUUAAUUCCAACAACCGCUUGGAGUUGCAGCUCUUUAUGCUAUCUGGGCUUCCAGACACCAUCUUUGAAGUGACUGAGCUUCAGUCCCUGAAGCUGGAGAUUAUCAAUAAUGUCACAAUACCAGCUGCCAUUGCUCAGCUUGAGGACCUCCAGGAACUCUCCCUCUAUCAGUGUUCUCUGAAAAUACAUAGUGCUGCCACCUCCUUCCUGAAGGACAACCUGAAGGUAUUGAGAGUAAAGUUUGAUGACAGCAGGGAGCUGCCACAGUGGAUGUAUAGCCUGCGCAACCUGGAAGAACUUCAUCUUAUUGGCUCCUUGAGUCCUGACUCCUCCAAGAAUAUUAUCCUGGAGUCCUUGCGUGAGCUUAAGUCCCUCAAGACCCUAUCCCUGAAGAGCAACUUCACCAAAGUCCCACAGUCUAUCGUGGAUGUAUCCACGCAUCUGCAGCGGCUGUAUAUCCAUAAUGAUGGCACCAGGCUGGUUAUGCUGAGUAACCUGAAGAAGAUGGUCAACCUGACUGAACUGGAGUUGGUGCACUGUGACCUAGAGCGCAUUCCCCAUGCUGUCUUUAGCCUUGUCAAUCUGCAGGAGCUGGACCUGAAGGAGAACAACCUCAAAUCCAUUGAGGAAAUCCUCAGCUUCCAACACCUGCGUAAGCUCACUUGCCUAAAGAUGUGGCACAAUGCCAUCACUUACAUUCCUGAGCAUAUCAAGAAACUGAGCAGUUUGGAGCGACUCUAUUUCAGCCACAACAAGAUCGAGAUCCUCCCCUCCCACCUUUUCCUCUGUAAUAAGCUGCGCUACCUUGACCUUUCCAACAAUGACAUCCGCUUCAUCCCGCCUGAGAUUGGUGUCCUCCAGAGUCUCCAGUACUUCUCUGUUACAUGCAACAAGAUAGAGAAUCUCCCAGAUGAGCUCUUCUUCUGCAAAAAGCUCAAGACCCUCAAACUGGGAAAGAAUACCUUGUCCUUGCUCUCACCAAAGAUUUCAUAUCUGGUUUUGCUGACACACUUAGAACUCAAGGGUAACCACUUUGAGAGUCUGCCACCUGAGCUAGGCUCCUGCCGGGCCCUGAAGCGCAGUGGUCUUGUGGUGGAAGAUGCACUCUUUGAGACACUGCCCUCAGAUGUUCAGGAACAAAUGAAAGUAGAGUAAUCUAUGAUAUCUCUGCAAAAUGCCAAAUUCCAAUGUUUGAAUCUGACAAUCCUAAUUGUUACAUGGUAGCAGUAGCAGUUAGCAGUUAGC
Megalops cyprinoides (Indo-Pacific tarpon) is the source of this 2593-nucleotide messenger RNA. RefSeq names its product leucine rich repeat containing 8 VRAC subunit C (gene lrrc8c). The record is from RefSeq and is a predicted model, not a curated record. The transcript has 3 exons. Gene Ontology annotation, molecular function: protein binding. Lineage: Eukaryota; Metazoa; Chordata; Actinopteri; Elopiformes; Megalopidae. The coding region runs from base 107 to 2503 and encodes 798 amino acids.